AUGAGGAUCCCAUCCGGUUUACUUGGCUUUGAUGGAAAGCCUGUCAAAGGAGAAAUAUGCUUGAAAGGCGGCGGUGACAAUGGGAAGCUUCAUGAAGAGGGUAUGAAGCGGGAAGGUAACCAUUUUACCUGCUACGCUCUCACCGCAGAAGGCGAUGCCAUCACACCAUGCUUUAGCAUAAACUCAGGUGUUGUUGAAUUCGUUGACGUGGUCGUCGAUGGUAUCUUACGAGCUUCGCAUAGCAACGAGAAAGCCACCCAGGCAUUCAGCAAGAAAUUUGAAUGGGUGGCAGGUCAAGUUAAGAUACGCAACAAAUAUGUCGGAAAGACCUACCAGUUACAAAUAAAAGAGCGGAACAUCAAAAAGGCACGAAAUGUUAAGGGUGGCGCACCUCAUUCAGUCGGUAGCAUCGAAAUACAAAUAUUCCGCCAAGGCCCCAAUUCUCACAAGGCUCACGCAAAGGAUCCUGAUUCUGAUGAUACCUCAUCAUCAUCAAGCGAAGAACCCGCGGAUCUCGGCCAUGAUGAUCGUGCACCCACGUUCGAAGAUCAUAGCGAAUGGUGGAAUCUUAAUCCAUGUGUUGACGAGGACGCAAUCCUUCCUCCGCCUUUCGAAGUUGGUGGCGUGGGCCAUAAAAAGCUGCAGGAUUCCCUAAGAGAUUGCAUUGUGAGGAAAUGGCCAGGUAACUUCAAGCUUUGGGCCUCAUUCCGAUUCUUGCUCUUCUCUACUACCGAUUUUCACAAAUUGGGCUUCCUGAAUACCCCGGACUAUGAGGGGACGUCGUGGAGUGACAUGAAAUUAAACUUGAAGAAAUCGCCUCUGAAGGAUGUCCCACGAACUGCUAAGGCUACUUCCGUCGUUGAUACCGGUACCCAUGAUAAGGAUGGUGAUGCCGGCAAUCUGGUGCCAGAGUCAGAGGAUGAUACUGAUGAGCCUGUAGAGAUUAUCAAAGGCAAAGAAGUCCACAAAAAGAUUGUUAAGAGCAGUGCUUCUGGAGGAACCGAGGCAUCUGCCUUGUUGGCUAAGGUAAUGGGGUCGGCUGAAAAGAAGAAUAUGAUCAUCAAAGAUCCUUAUUCAUCGGAAAUGCAUGACGACAGCUCUGAUGCUGAAGUCAUCGAAACUGUGUCAAAGCCUGUUCAUCUUUCAGGUGCUUCUCAACUUACUGUUCAUAAUAGCGAGCAGGCUAGCGAGCUUGAAGACGCCGCGCUUCUUGCACCGAAUAUCAAGGUUGAGAGGGUUAAAUUGACUGACGAUGGUGUUGUCCAAGGCAAUCAAACUCGUACAAACCGCAAGAAAAAACCACUUUCUAUGCUCGGCGUCGAGGGAGCCCCAGCAAGAAAGGCCUGGGAAAAUCCUGCUCGUUCUGAAUGGUAUCGACGCAAUGUGUUAGGCUCAGGUUCAGACAACUUUAGUACGAUCAAUACUGAUCCAAUGCAUACAGAUCAAGAAUUUACCUUGUCAGACAAGGCUCAGCUUUUAUCUUCGGAUGACCCGGAGCACCUGAGACAGUCCUCUGUGCCGUGUGUGAUUGGAGGCACACCCAAGAAAGACAAUUCGGCUCGUUUUAAGUCAGUCGGUGUUGAGGCAAGUGGUCCAUCCUGGGAGCCAAUGACCCCUCCAGCAUCAUCAAAGAAAGAAGGUACGAAGCACUUCCACGACUUCGGAGAGGAAAAACGUGUAUUAUCAGGAAACUUGAAUGGAGCAAACCGAAUUGAAUCAGCGGCUCGUGUUAUCAUCACUAAAGACAACUAUAGUGACAAUAGUAGCCGUGAAGCAAGUCCAUCAAUUGAAUUUCGCCAGAGGGUUGCAGAAAGAAAAGCUGAGAAGGCUCUGCAACGUGGUCUAGGACUCAGCUUCGAACAACCAGCCCUAAAUUUUGAAAAACCUGUCCCGUCUCUAGAGGCUGACAUGAUGGAAAGUAAUUUCGCUGAGUUCAUUUACGACUCUCCCCAGCCUGAAGAUACAGAAAUGAUCGAUGCUGUUGAAGGCGAACUUGAGCCAAAGCUGAGCGCAGAAAGAUCGACAUCGCCUGAGGCUGAUCCCCGAUCUACAAAUACAAAGCAAGAUCAAGAUUCUAUGGACAACGCCUCGCCUUCGCAAUCUCAAGAUUUUACCGCAUCCCAAGACAAUGAAUAUGGUUCUCAAACACCCACAGAAGAGGCCUCACAGAGCGUGCUUGAAGAUGUCGCAAAGAUGCAAAGAAUUGAAAAGGCCAAACGAUAUCCAUCAAGUGCUAUCCUUGAGGAAAAUGCCAAAAGAUCUAACAAAUCACGUCAACUCGAAGUCCCAUCAGAAAUUGACAUGAUUAGUUCCGACAGCAAUGAUUUGCCUGCCACAGUCGCGAAGUCUAACAGCAAACUCGAUGAUACACCUGUCGAUAUUGGAAACCAACAGGACAGUCGGCAAGAUUCUCCUCUCAAGGCUGAUGAGUCUAACAUAGUAGUUGCCCCAGUUAAGCCAGCCAAACAGCCAAAGGCGAGAGUCCCAGCUGCUGCCAAAUCCUCAUCUGCUCCAAAGACAAAGUCCACGCCCGUUUCAAAGGCACCAGCUUCUCAGAAGACAAGCGCCACUCAAAAGGCUCCAGCUGCAAAAGUUGAACGCUCUUCAAAUGUCCCAGCUCAACCUGAGCUAUCUCAAGUCAAGCCAAAGAAGCCAGCCCCAAAGAUGCAAAAGGAUGUAGGUGGCCCAAAGACAGCAAAAGCUGCAAUACCUGCCGUCGCGGAAGAAACCACCACAUCUAAGCCCAAGGCUAAAGCCAGGGCUAAGGCCGGAACAAAUGAAAAGCGCAAAGCUGAUCAAAUGACCUCUGCCGGUAGCAGUUCGGGACCAAAUAAGACAAAUUCAUCUCCCGCUUUGAAGCAAACUUCUAUCGUUGAACGUGAAACAGCAGCGGCAGAAGCACGUAUGCAAGCAGCUACAGGCAAGAAGCGAGCUUUGGAAGAUCAGUUGGAGGCAGCCCGGAAUAUGAAGGUGCAGAUGGAAAAAGUAUAA
Messenger RNA from Sclerotinia sclerotiorum 1980 UF-70, 2991 nucleotides. RefSeq lists its product with no specific name. The transcript has 2 exons. NCBI's taxonomy places the organism in Eukaryota, Fungi, Ascomycota, Leotiomycetes, Helotiales, Sclerotiniaceae. Bases 1 to 2991 code for a protein of 996 amino acids. The record is from RefSeq and is a predicted model, not a curated record.